AUGCUGCUCCUCGGGCUGCUGCUGCUGACCCUGCUGGCCGCUGCUCGCCUGCUGUGGGGCCAGUGGAUGCUCAGGGCCCUUCAACUCCCGCCUCUUGUCCCAGGCUUCCUGCAUCUGCUGCAGCCCAACCUCCCCCUCCAUCUGCUUGGCCUGACCGGGAAAUUCGGGCCCAUCUACAGGCUCCGCCUUGGGCUGCAAGAUGUGGUGGUGCUGAACUCCAAGAGGACUAUUGAGGAGGCCAUGAUCAAGAAGUGGGUGGACUUUGCUGGCAGACCCCAGAUACUCUCUUACAAGCUGGUGUCUCAGGCUGCCCCGGACUUGUCGCUAGGGGACUACUCCCCACUCUGGAAGGCUCACAAGAAACUUACCCGCUCGGCUCUGCUGCUGGGCCUUCGCAGCUCCAUGGAGCCCCUGGUGGAACAGCUGACCCAGGAGUUCUGUGAGCACAUGAGAACCCUGGCUGGUGCUCCCGUGGACAUCCAGAAGGAAUUCUCCUUGCUCACCUGCACUGUCAUCUGUUCCCUCACCUUUGGAAUCAAGGACAAAGCCACGGUGUGUGCCUUUCGUGACUGUGUCCGGGACUUGAUGAAAACCUGGGACCACUGGUCCAUCCAGAUUUUGGACAUCAUUCCCUUUCUCAGGUUCUUCCCCAACCCAGGUCUCCGGAGGCUGAAGCAGGCCAUGGAGAACAGGGACCGCAUGGUGGAAAAGCAGCUGAGGCGGCACAAGGAGAGCCUGGUGCCAGGCCAGUGGAGGGACAUGACGGACUACAUGCUCCAAGGGGUGUGGAAGCAGAGAGGAGAGGAGGACCUCGAGCAGCUCCUCGAAGGUCAUGUGCAUAUGGCUAUGGUGGACCUUUUCAUCGGUGGCACUGAGACCACUGCGACCACCCUCUCUUGGGCCCUGGCGUUCUUGCUUCACCACCCUGAGAUUCAGCUACGACUGCAGGAGGAGCUGGACCGUGAGCUGGGCUCUGGUGCCUCGAGAUCCCGGAUCCCGUACAAGGACCGCGACCGGCUACCCCUGCUCAACGCCACCAUCGCCGAGGUGCUGCGUCUGCGGCCCGUGGUGCCCCUGGCCUUGCCCCAUCGCACCAUGCGGCCCAGCAGCAUCUUCGGCUACGACAUCCCCAAGGGCACAGUCAUCAUCCCCAACCUUCAGGGCGCCCACCUCGACGACACCGUCUGGGAGGAGCCACACGAGUUCCGGCCGGACCGCUUCCUGGAGCCGGGCGCGGGCUCCGGAGUGCUGGCCUUUGGCUGCGGCGCGCGCGUGUGCCUGGGGGAGCCGCUGGCGCGCCUGGAGCUCUUCGUGGUGCUGGCGCAAGUGCUGCGGGACUUCACGCUGCUACCGCCCGCCGGCGCCCUGCCCUCGCUGCAGCCCCAGCCCCACUCCGGCGUCAACCUCAAGAUGCAGCCUUUCCAGGUGCGGCUGCAGCCGCGGGGGCCCCGGGCCCCGGGCCUGGGAGGGGGCCAAUGACGGCGCAGGACGGGCGCCGCCCGCGGGCCUCGCUUUCUCCUUUUAUUGCUCCCCGACCAUCCCCUCCCCUCCCCCCUGUAAACAUGAUACUGUGAGAUCGCGGCGGAGAAGGCGUCCUCCGUGACUGGGUGGUGAAGGCGGCCCCUGGCUCUCCUCUCGGCGCGACCCCUCAGUGCUCGGCAGUCGGGCAGGGGCGCCGGAGAGGCGGGCCGCCGCCUCAGCCUCCCUGGGCUGGGGGCCGGUACCUUCUCGGCCUGAGCUUCAUUUCCGUGAAGGGCACAGAGAACUCGAAGCCCUUCCAGGUGUACCAGCUCACUCCCUGGGAAGGAGGUGCGCAAGAG
Messenger RNA from Choloepus didactylus (southern two-toed sloth), 1820 nucleotides. Its product is annotated as steroid 21-hydroxylase. The record is from RefSeq and is a predicted model, not a curated record. Gene Ontology annotation, molecular function: steroid 17-alpha-monooxygenase activity; heme binding; iron ion binding. The transcript has 10 exons. The coding region runs from base 1 to 1479 and encodes 492 amino acids. Gene Ontology annotation, biological process: hormone biosynthetic process; progesterone metabolic process. NCBI's taxonomy places the organism in Eukaryota, Metazoa, Chordata, Mammalia, Pilosa, Megalonychidae.